CUGAAUACACUAUGCUCAUUUAAUGCGGUUGCUCCGUUAAGCCACGCCACAUCCACUCCCCACUCACGGAAGACCUACUCUGUAAGAAUGCGCCAUGCUCAUUUAAUGCGGUUGCUCCGUCAGGACACGUUACGUCCACCAAAGAUGCUUGCCCCAUUAGACACAUCAUGUCACGACGAUGAUGGUCAAACAAGCCAUGUGGACGCCCGGCCAAACGAGGUCGUUCCGACUAUUGCUAACUUAAGUAUCAGAGUAUCUUCCCCGAGGUCUUCCCUCGGGGCAUUGCAGGUGAACUCUACAAGAAACUCGUGGUGCAAAAGGAGGGUUUCACUGCAUCAACAGUGGGGAAGAGCUAUAAAUACCUAUUUCACUUUUAAGAGGAAGGAUUGCAGCACCACAUUUGGUACUAAAAUCCAGUGCACAGUUCAGGCUCAGCAGACUUGGGAUGGUCCCAAGCCUAUUUCAAUUGUUGGUUCCACCAGCUCCAUUGGAACUGAGACAAUCAAGAUAUUAGCAAAGAAUCCAGUAAAGUUCAAAAUUGUGGCUUUGGCUGCUGGAUCAAAUGUAACUCUUCUGGCAACUAUUGAAUAUGAAUCUUUUCGGAACUUUAUCACCAGCACUUGGCCGCUUGUCUCAUUUGUUGAUAUUGUGAGGCUAAGAGUUUUAUAUGGAACAAAAUUAGUGGGAGCAUACCAAAAGAGAUUGGCAAUAUCACAACCUUGGAGCUCUUGUUCCUUGCCUGAUGAACUUGGCUAUCUAUCGAAUCUAGAAAUACUUCAAGUUGACGAGAAUAACAUAUCCGGACCAAUACCCACAUCAUUUGCAAACUUAAACAAAACAACUCAUUUUCACAUGAAUAAUAAUUCAAUUAGCGGACAAAUCCCUCCGGAGCUCUCCAAAUUAGCAAACCUUAUACACUUCUUUCUUAACAAUAACAAUUUAUCAGGGUAUCUUCCAGAAGAGCUUGCCCAAAUGCCGAAUUUAGCCAUCCUUCAACUUGACAAUAACAACUUUGAUGGGGCUACUAUUCCAGGAUCAUUUGGAAACAUACCUACAUUAUUGAAGUUGAGUCUCAGGAACUGCAACUUGCAAGGAUCAAUCCCUGACCUAAGUGGAAUACCUAACCUUGGUUAUUUGGAGCUAAGCUCAAACCAGCUAAGUGGACCCUUACCUACAAAUAAGCUCUUUGAGAAUAUCACAACCAUGCUACUUGCAAAUAAUUCAUUGAAUGGCUCAAUUUCAUCCUCCCUUUGGCAGACCAAGACUCUAAAUGCACUAGAGAGUCUUACACUGGAUUUGGAGAACAAUUUGCUUGUCAAUAUUUCUGGAAGUUCUGACCUCCCUCCAAAUGUCACUCUCUGGCUUAAAGGGAAUCCUAUAUGCUCGAGUGGAAGUUUUGUUCAGUUCUGUAAAUCUCAAACUAAGAAUGAAAUUAGAAUAAGCACUGCAAUAAACUCCACCACCGCUGAGUGUAAACCUCAAUCAUGCCCUUAUGAGAGCAUGUUCACUAGAGUGAAAAUCCCUCUUAGUCGCAUAUUUGGAUGUUACGAACUUAUAAACUUCACUUUGCCGGAUGUCUAUAAGGAUGAAUCCAGCCUCUCUUUAUCGACAGGCGUAAGUAAAGGUGCAUUGGCUGGCAUUAUCCUGGGGACCUUUGCUGGUGCAGUUACAUUAUCUGCAAUCAUUUCACUUAUUAUAUUCAGAAGGCACCUGAGGGGCUACCAUGCAGUUUCGAAACGACGUCAGUCAUCUAGAGCCUUGUUAAAAAUUGAUGGUGUCAAGAGUUUCACAUAUGGAGAACUGGCUUUGGCAACAAACAAUUUUGAUAUCUUCGCUCAAAUUGGCCAAGGUGGAUACGGAAAGGUUUAUAGAGGCACUUUAGCUGAUGGCACGAUUGUCGCCAUAAAGCGUGCACAACAAGGGUCAUUACAAGGUGAAAAGGAGUUCCUAACUGAAAUACAGUUGUUGUCAAGGUUACAUCAUAGAAAACUUGUCUCUUUGGUUGGUUAUUGUGAUGAAGAAGGUGAACAGAUGUUGGUGUAUGAAUAUAUGCCUAAUGGCACUCUGCAAGAUCAUCUUUUAGGAAAGAUUAAAGAACCUUUGAGUUUUGCAAGGAGGUUAAGAAUUGCUCUUGGUUCAUCCAAAGGAAUCCUCUACCUACACACAGAAGUUGAUCCUCCUAUAUUUCAUCGGGAUAUCAAGGCCAGCAAUAUAUUAUUGGAUUCUAAAUUGGUCGCAAAGGUUGCCGACUUUGGACUUUCACGACUUGCUCCAGUGCCAAGUAUUGAAGGUGCAGCACCUGCUUAUGUGUCUACUAUUGUAAAGGGGACUCCAGUAAGUGUUUUACUUGAAUAAAAUUAAAUCAGAAACUUCUUUUUUCUUGUAAUAAAAUUAGAAGCUUCUA
Molecule: messenger RNA, 2404 nt
Organism: Rubroshorea leprosula
Lineage: Eukaryota; Viridiplantae; Streptophyta; Magnoliopsida; Malvales; Dipterocarpaceae
Source: the annotation of a GenBank genome assembly